AACUGUCGAGUAGUUACGUGUAUUAUCAAUUGUUACUACUUUUUUUUUUUAUCUAUGCAAUAUUUUUGUUUAUAUUUUAUUAGCGACACUAGCGAAUCUGUCGACAAUAACGGAACAAAAGAAACCUUUAUUAUUUUUCUAUCAACUUGGCUUUCCUGGAUCGAAUCAUCGCAAGCAAACAGAAAAUGAUAGCAUCGAGGUGAUGAGUUGUCAAAUUAAAAGAAGUAUUUUCAAUUUUGGAUUAUUAAUACGAAUUGUUGUAUAAUAAAACUACAUUAGAUUCCAAUUGUAAAAUUUAUCAUUUAUUAGAAGUCUUAUAAGAAUUUAAUAUGUAACGAAAUAUCCACAGCUAGAUAUUUGUCAUGAUAUAAUUUAGGUUAUAAUGCUACGUUUAAAGAAAAAAUAUUUGAUCAUCGCUAUAAAUUCGUAAUAAAAUAAAAUUAUAAAUACUGCUGUCUUAAAUUUUUACGGCUAUUAUGGCUCGGCCCUCAUUUUCGGCACAAUGUGAUUCUGUUGCAUCGUACAUGGAUGGAGUUCAUGUUAAAAUUGUGGAAGCAUACAAGCCACCACGAAAAGUCGGUUUGCCCGCAGUGUAUAAUAAUAAAUUACCAGAUAUAUCGAAAUUAGUAUAUAAUUUCAGCUUAGAAAAAUCCGUCCUUGAAAAGAUGGCAGAAUGGCGUAAAGCCAGAGAAGCAAACGUUAAGGCACGUAUAGCUCGGUUAGAAGAAAAAAAGAAAAGAGAAAAGGAGGAAUCUCCACCACCACCUCCACCUCUUCCGACAGAAACAGUAAAACAACCACCAGUAAAAGUUAUUCCACCACCAGAAACUACUAUACUUACUCCUCAACCCUUGUCUCCGCCAGCCAAUGAUUUGCAGAAUCAUGUACAAGCUAAUGGACUUGACUUUGCAGAUUUUGAUAAUGAUACAAGCAGUCCUUUUGAUAAUAUGGAAUUAAAAACUAUUAAUGAUAUGGAAGAACUUGCACAGGUAUUGCAACCUACAUCGCAAUGGAUACCAUCUGCGAAGUUAGAAAAUAUUAUAAACGAAUUAACUAUCGAAGAACAGGCUGUGGUUUGUGAGGAAGAAAAAGAAGAAGAUGUAAAUAUUAAUGCACAAAGUGAAGAAAAUGCUGACAAAAACGUUAAUGUUAAGCAUCGCAGUGUAUCAACAAUUGUACAAGAACUUCAAAGGGAAUUGGAACGGCCCUCAAUGGAGAACUGGAAACCUUGGCUUGAUUUGGAGAGUCCAGAUGCAGAUUCGUUCAACAAACAUAAACACGAACGUACAUUAGUGUCAAAUAGUGUAAAUCAUACAAAUCCACUCUCGAAUUUAAAAGGAGAAGAUCAGAAAUUAGCUCAACAUCUAAGUGAUAUGGGAUUUUCUUUAUCACGAGCUGCACGUGCUAUAUGCGAUCUCGGUGGUGAAGACAAUAAAAAGGUUGUAGAAUAUCUUCUAGCUAUUCAGUCUUUAGAGGAGACUGGUAUGUCUGGAGAAGAUGCAGAAAAAGCACUUGCAUUAACACAUUAUGAUCCAAAUAAAGCAAGAAUAUAUUAUAAAAACUUAUGCACAUUGAAAGAUUUAGGAUUUCCAGAAGAUCAAGCAUCUAUGGCAUUAUUAAAAUGCGAUAUUGAUAGAGAUAGAGCAUUAGACUUUCUUAUUUCUUAAAUUGUAAUAGUUAGAUAUGGCUUAGGGAAAUAAUUCUGAUGUUAUGGAACUUCAAUUCUUGAUAUUGUAGGUAAGCUUGUCUUGUUAAAUUUAAGGAAAUUCUGUUUAUUUUUCAUUUAUGUACAAACAUUUGUUUUUGAAGUUCGAUGAUACGUAUUAUAUUGCAAUUAAGGAAAUAUGAGCAUUGAGACUGACAAAUAUAUCUAGUAUCGAAUUAAAUUAAAUUAAAAACAAAAACAAAAAAGAAACAAGAUUAAGAACAUAAUCUCUUUUUAUUUUGGUAACAAUGUAUAUACAAGAAUGAAUAAUUGACUAGUUAUGUAAAAAAAAAUAUCAUCAAUUUAUGCAAUACCAACGAAAAUUUAGCAUCAUACUUGAAUUAGCCAUAAAUUUAAAAGCACAGCUGAAAAGUUAAUAUGAAUGUAACUCUUAUGAUGAUGAUAUAUAUAUAUAUACACACACAAAUAUAUAUAUAUAUUUAAACUUUUGAAGAUUAUAUUACCUUCUAGAACAACAUAAAGCAAUAGUUGGAAUCGAAUAUAUAUGAUGAAUAAUACCAACAAUAAUCCAAGCUUCUGUGAAAAUUGGUUGUUGACAAUGAGAAUUUACACAAAUAGUGGCUGGUCCAUUUAUCAAUAGAUUAUAUGAAGCACAGUUAAUAGAGGACAUUAAAAAAUCAAAAUUUCUUUUAGUAUUUUGUUUAUAAACAACUUUAACGUUUAUAGGAGAUGUAGAAAUAUUAAGUAUAUGCUUAUACCUAAAACAAAAUGUUAUAGAUUCAUUUGUAGUUUCAUUUAUAAUUAAUUGUGUAUAAAGUUGCUGUAAGUACCAAUAAUGUAUUGCAUACUUUAAUCUGUAAACUUUUCUAAGGGCAAGCUCCCACAAAGAAACAAUUUUGUUUUCAUUAACAUUGUGAAUCCUUAAAAUUUGCCUUGGUAAUUCAAUCACUAUAUUUUUGUUGCAUGAUGCAUCUAUUUUUAUAUUUAAUUUGAUAUUUGCAUUCAAUGAUUGAUUAUCAUCAUAUUUUAAUUUGAAACAUCUGUAAUAAACAUGGAACAAGUUUUACAUUUUAAAUAAGCAGAAUGAAAAGUUAUUAACGUGAAUAAUUUCUAUAAUUGAUAGAAUUGAAAUAAGUUGGGUACAUAUACUUGCUUAUAGCCUAGGAUAUUCACUGAAUCACCAGUAACUGAUGUGUGAAUUUGAUAAGCCAAUUGGAUGAGGACAGGAUAAGAUAAAUAAUUUAAAUAUUCAUUUGCAUCAAAUCUUAUGCAAGGAGAUGACAAGAAACCAUUUAAUGGUAAAUAUUUUAAUCUGUAUCAAAAAUGAUUUAUAUUACAAAGGAUAAUAUGAUGGAUAUAUUAGAAAUUCUAAUGCAUGUAAUUUCCGAUGUCUGUGUGCAUGUGCAUGAUACAAUAGAAUGUAGUAACCUGUUUGAACACACUGAAAUCACUGAUACUUUAGGAGCCAAUGUCAAUCUAUUAGGUAGUUCCUUUAAAUAAUUAUUAUCUGCAUUUAAUUCUUUAAGCUUUGGUAAUGAACCAAGCCACUCUGGUAAUGCUACAAAUUCAUUUCCAGAAAGAGAUAAUACUUCCAGAUUAUGAAGUUGGCUCAUUUCUGUUUUGUAAAUUGAGGACAGUGCACUUUGUAUUAUAAGAAAAUAAAUUAUGAGCUCGCAUUUA
Molecule: messenger RNA, 3346 nt
Organism: Vespula pensylvanica (western yellowjacket)
Lineage: Eukaryota; Metazoa; Arthropoda; Insecta; Hymenoptera; Vespidae
Product: ubiquitin-associated protein 1
Exons: 4
Coding region: 477-1667 (396 amino acids)
Biological process (GO): ubiquitin-dependent protein catabolic process via the multivesicular body sorting pathway
Cellular component (GO): ESCRT I complex
Molecular function (GO): ubiquitin binding
Source: RefSeq, a predicted model, not a curated record